Molecule: messenger RNA, 1431 nt
Organism: Truncatella angustata
Lineage: Eukaryota; Fungi; Ascomycota; Sordariomycetes; Amphisphaeriales; Sporocadaceae
Product: Endonuclease/exonuclease/phosphatase
Exons: 2
Coding region: 1-1431 (476 amino acids)
Biological process (GO): phosphatidylinositol dephosphorylation
Molecular function (GO): phosphatidylinositol-4,5-bisphosphate 5-phosphatase activity
Source: RefSeq, a predicted model, not a curated record
AUGUCAUCGACCAGCGAUCCACCCGUGGUGGAUAUCUUCUACCUGACAUUCAACGCUGGGAAGGCGUUUAUUUCGAGCUCAGUCUUCGGCAAGCACCUGUAUAACGCAUUCAAGGAGAACAACAAUGCCUCCGGCCACCUACCAGAGCUUGUUGUCUUCUCGCUGCAAGAGUCAGCCCCCAUCCACGAUGCCUUCCGCGGCCCGUACUUCUUGACCCCAUAUCUCUCAUGCUACGAGUCCGCCCUCAAUAUCGCUGCCGCUCAGUACAUCGCCGAGGAGGACCGCGAGAAUCGGCCCAAGGACACGCCCUAUACCCUGUUGAAGACGUGCAACGUUGGUAUGACCGGCAUCAUGCUCUUUGCACGAGACCCUACAGCCGUAAGUCGCGUCAAAACUGCCGAGGCGGGAUUCGGAGCUGGAGAUAUGGCAAACAAGGGUGCUGCCGGCCUGCGUAUGGACUUUACAAAGGAUGGGAAGACCACUGAGCUUACCUUCGUAAGCACUCACCUGGCAGCCAUGGAGUGGAAUCUAGAGCGUCGCAACAAGAACUGGGCCAGCGUUGUCAGUAGCAUGGUCUUUGAGAACCCCAAGAAGAUUGUUGCCAAGGAUGUGUCGAGACACGAGCGGGAAGACGAGUCUGAGCCAUUGCUUUUGCACCCCGAGACGGAAAAGCAGUUACACGACAUCAGCAUCUACAAGCCCGGAAGCCAUCUCUUUGUCGCUGGAGAUCUCAACUAUCGUCUUUCCAAGACGUCACCUCCAGCAGGCGCCACAUUUCCUAGCCUUGAUCCUAACAGUGCAGAUCAUUAUCCCCGCUUCUUGGCUCGGGAUCAGCUCGUUGCUGAGAAGGCCGCUGGUCGCACCUUGCAUGGGCUUUCUGAGGCUCCAAUUCACUUUCCACCGACCUACAAGCUCAAUAUAGCCAAAGACAAGAAGAGGCGCCCGUCCGUGUCAGGACUGGUACGCAUUGCACAGGAUGCAGAGGAUCAAGAUGAAGUCGAGUGGGAAUUUGCCUCCCACCGCUGGCCAGGGUGGUGUGAUCGAGUCUUGUAUCUUGACAUACCUCCUUGGGUUGAUCAGCACCCCAACAAGGAGAUCAAGGUAAUUGGAUACAACUGCUUACCUGCAGUCCGCACUAGUGAUCAUCGAGCAGUAUACCUGCGUGCACACAUCCCCGUUCUCUCUCCGGAGGAGCUCGCACCGCCUGCCGAUUCUCGAGCCAAGACGUAUGGUGAGAUACUGGACCCGAGGAUCAAGCUCCCACUGUCCAUUGAACCUGAGGCGUGGGAGCACAGAGAAGCUGUGAAGAAAUGGGAAUAUACAAUCGGCUGGAGUAUGACUAUCGCACAAUCCAAGCAGAGCAUCAUGAUCUUCGUGACGGUUCUGAUUGUCGGACUUGGUGCCUGGUGGUUUAGAGCUCAAUCCUCCUAG